Aspergillus puulaauensis is the source of this 675-nucleotide messenger RNA. It is a transcript of the gene ARC18, whose product is annotated as actin-related protein 2/3 complex subunit 3. Gene Ontology annotation, cellular component: Arp2/3 protein complex; cytoskeleton. NCBI's taxonomy places the organism in Eukaryota, Fungi, Ascomycota, Eurotiomycetes, Eurotiales, Aspergillaceae. The record is from RefSeq and is a predicted model, not a curated record. Gene Ontology annotation, biological process: Arp2/3 complex-mediated actin nucleation; regulation of actin filament polymerization. The transcript has 6 exons. Gene Ontology annotation, molecular function: actin filament binding. Bases 1 to 675 code for a protein of 224 amino acids.
AUGACAUGCGAACUCCCGCUAGGUAACAGCUCCGCCAUCAACACCCACGACACAGCUCUUAUCCUCUGGACAGGCUCUAGGGAUCUAGUUCUCUCAUUACCGUCUUUCACAAUGCCUGCAUAUCACUCUAUCUUCCUUGAGGACCGGGACGUCCCCGUAAUAGGCAACUUCCCAGUCCUGCCCCUCCGCACCCGCACUCGCGGCCCCGCAUACACCCUUCCCACCCUACCCCCGGGCGCCGACCUCGACGUACAGCCAGACAACGAGUCAUACGAUUGUGUAGACGAGAUCAUCUCUCUAUUCAGAGCCAAUGUCCUGUUCCGAAACUUCGAGAUCAACGGCCCCGCCGACCGCAUGCUCAUCUAUGGAACAUUGUUCAUCACCGAAUGUCUGGGGAAAGUCAAGCCUACAAUGGCAGCUCGUGAUGCGGAAAAGGCUCUUAACAAUGUUGCUCUUGAUAGCUUCGCCAUUCCCGGUGAUGCAUCCUUCCCGCUAAACCAGGCCUUUGAGCCCCCGAGGGAUCGCCAGGAUGCUGAGACACUUCGAUCAUACAUUUCCCAAGUGCGACAGGAGAUUGCGACUCGGCUGCAUGCGAGAUUAUACCCUGGUGGUGUUGGUCCGUCGAAGUUCUGGCUUAGCUUCACGAAGAGAAAGUUCAUGGGAAAGAGCUUCUAG